UUGACAAUGAGACAAGCAUGGCGGAGAGCACGAGACAUAUAACGAUUCAGAGAGGCGACUCAUUACCUGAGCUGCAGCAGUGCAACAAGUGCUGCAGCUAUUACCACUGCCCUUUUUGCUCGGCCAGUGUAUUUAAGCCAGCAAAACUAGUAAAAUUAAAAAGUCAUGUACAAAUCCACUUCAACAAGGCAGUUGUCUAUGGAGGCUUCACUAUACACAGAUGUGGACUGGGAUGUAGAACAGCACUGCAUUACCACUGCCCAUACUGUGAUACUACAGUUUUAAGGAGAAGGGAUUUUGAAACGCAUGUACAGGUUUGCAAAAACAAACCGCUUCCAACUUCAACCACAAUUUUAUCACCAGCCACUGCAGCGCUGACCACACCUUCUGCAGCCACUCUGACCACACCACACAGGGUUCGUGUGCAGCCUGUGAUUAAAAAAAAAUGCCCAGUUUGCAAUAUCCUCAUUAAUAGAAAAAACUUUAAAAAACACAUUGACCGCAAACACACAGAACAGCCAAUACAGGACAUAAUUGCCACAUUCCAUCUUGUAAGCCAGUGCAUUGACAGGACAAAUGGCAUAUUUACAGUUCUUAAAGUUACCAAGGGUCACAGUGUUCCUCUUCAUAUUCAGCUCAAGACAUGGGGAGAACACCAUAAGGUCAUCUGUGAAUCACAUGAAUGUCAGGUCAACAUGGAAGUUGCACAGAGGAGUGGCCUGUCAUCAUAUCAGUGCAAACACAUCCGCUCUGUAACUUACUGCACAUCUUCUGCCGAACCAGUCUCCCUGAAAGAGGAGAUUUUAACCGAGAUGGUAAAAGCAAAGUGGUUUAGUAAUGAAAAGAAGAAGAUAUGCCUUACUCACCAGCAACUUGCCAACAGCAGUUGCAUACCACUCUCUGUUCAAACUUCGAUUGGCACCCCUGAAACAAAGAAAUUAAUUUCCGUAUUUGAACCCAAUGUCUCCUAUUACAGUCGGUUGGGACGUGUAAUGGUUGUGUAUGACUCAAAAUUAAACACAUGGCAUUGUCCCUGUGCCAAAUUGAGGCGUUCAUGUUUGCACAAAUAUAUUGCAAAAUGGCACCUUUUUCAGACCCAACGUGAGUUGUUUCGAACAGUCUUCAGCAGAGAAGAAUCACCACUCAAAGGGCCACAUGCACAGUCUGAGGAGAAUGAUUUCAGAGAAGACAGUCCUGUUUAUCCUCCAAAAGAUCUGGGGCUAAAAAAUAUGGUAUCUUACAUUCUUCAGCACAAGAAGAUACCCGUUGAUCUACCAGAUGAUGUGCAUGCACCAUCACCAGACAAGGACUACCCAAGAAACCUUUGUCCAGAUGAAAGUAUCUGUCAGAGUUGUCCAGGUGUUGUCCCCCUCAGUGAUCCCAUCCUAAUUACAAAGAAGGCUAAAAUACUCACAAACUGGUCCAUUAUUGAAGACAUUGCCACCUACUGUAAGCAGUGCCCACUUUGUGGAAUGUUCUACCGUUACCAGGAGUGGAAAGACCACCUACAUAACUUCAAUGACCACAUCAUCCUUGCCAUACCCUUAUGCCUUACCUUGAGAAGCCUUCUCCAGCUUUCUGGUGGUGCACAAAAUCCAUUUGUUGUUAAACCCAUGUAUCACUUCUGGGCUCCUUGGAUUGGCAAGAACACAUGUCGUUCAGAUAUUGUGCUAAACACAGAGUAUGAAAAACUUCAUUCUUCAAAGUCUGCCUCAGAGACCGCAGAAAUUACAGUGACAGAGGAGAGGCUGAAGGAAGAACUUCAAAAGCAAAAGGUUAAUGUUAUUCGGAAACUAUGCAAAGAAUGUGGUCUGGACUCCACUGGAUCUCGGAGUGACCUCCUCCUCAGAUUGUCUAAUGAAAUGAAAUCGAGGCAAACAUAUGAUAAAAUCUUUGAAAAAAUCUGCGGUGCCUCUGGAGGCUGGGGAGUCAUCAUGUGCCCAUGUGGCAUAGUUUACAGUUUAAAAAGCAAUCUUCGAGCAGAAAGCCCUCGAGAUUUUGCUGAUCUUCUGUUCUCAUGGAAGCAUCUGCCGAACAUCAUUAUUUAUGACUUUGCACGCGGUUUAGCAACACAUGCCAAUCUAAGGGCACCAGAAAGCAUACCUAUUCGUCCAUAUGAAGGACGCUUAGCAGAACCCAAUGAAGAAAACAUUAAACUUGCCAAAUCUGGAAAUCUGAAAGUGUCCUUGCCUUGGCUGGAGGAAAAAAUGAGUGUGAGCGAUCCUCAAGGACACCCACUGACAGGGUCUUCGGAUCAUUACGUAUUGUCUGACCGUUUUCACGAGAGCAAUUCCAAAGACAGUAGAGAUGUUCUGAGGAAGAUCACUAUAGUGCCUCAACUAGCUGGCAAAAUAAAUAGCCAGGUUGCAGAGCAACUGUUCUCAAAGAUGAGAAAAAAUAACUACUUUUUGAACAUGUCUCAGCCAUCAACACAUCUGUUUCAAAUGAGGACCAUAAUUCACCACUAUAACGAAAACAAGAACAACAAAGUGAGGACUAGAUUAAUGAAGACGUUUGGAUCAAAGUUGGUGAAGAAUAUGCAUGGACAGGCUGUGCUGGAAAAUUCUGACAUCUCCACUGAGGAGCCAGUCCCCAUAGACAUUGAGAUGGAGGACACAACCCUGACCUCAACGAUGGUCCCAACCAGUACAGGAAAUGAAAUUGUGUGUAGCAUCGAACACCUGUUUGCCAGUAGAGUGUGUUGGGAUUGUCUGCCAAGCCAUAGACAAUCAGCAAUGCUUGACUGGGCUUUGGGGACAGAUGACCCAGAUGAAACAAUUGGAAAAGUUGGGAACUUGGUUCUGAGGAGGAAAGAUUUCCGUACUCUAGGUCUCAAUGAGCUGUUGGAGGCAACAAUUGCAAACAGCUGUCUUGAGGUGAUUGCAUUGGUGGCUAAGGAACAUGUAAGUUUUUGUAAAGCUGCAAAUCUCAAAUAGUCAGAGACCUAGUUG
Molecule: messenger RNA, 2951 nt
Organism: Rhinichthys klamathensis goyatoka
Lineage: Eukaryota; Metazoa; Chordata; Actinopteri; Cypriniformes; Leuciscidae
Exons: 13
Coding region: 18-2936 (972 amino acids)
Source: RefSeq, a predicted model, not a curated record